AUGACAGAGGAUCACAAAGCGCGGAGUGAAGAAUGUCGGCGAAGGGAUGCACAGAGAGACAAGAGGCGAGCACGAUCCAGGUCAGCUGAAUCAAAGCUUCGCCGCCGUGGCAGGAAGGGAGACCAGCAAGAGCGGCCCGCCACUUUAUUGGAAGCUAAAGAACCUAGCGCCCCUCACCGCGAAAGAGCAAGGAUACCAGGUCUCGGAAGGGGCGAAAGGAAAGACAACGAAGGGAGUGGCCGCCGCGCACAAGGGCGGCGCAACGGCCACCCAAGAGAGCUAGGGCAAAAGUGUUUAAGUAUGGCCGGAGCCGAAAAGAAAAAGAGCAAAGCGGUCGGGGGAGGUUCCAAGCCGAAGAUGAGCAAAGAUGCUCCGAAACGGAAAAAGAUCGACCGAGAAAAGUGGCCUCAUUUGGAGGGUGAACGAGUGCAUUUAGACGAUUGGUGUCGGGAAAUACUGGGGAUCGAGUCCUGUUACGCUAAUGAGGACGAGGGGCACUUCCGGCGACAGUAUUAUCUGUCCGAGAAGCAGAUCGGUCCAGGGCAUGACGUUUUCGCGCCUGGUGGCAUGGCGGACAUUGACAGGACCUUGUUGGACGCGCUCCGAGUUGAAGACGGGCAGUCCACGGAUGAGGAGGCGGAACAAGAGACUGAUGCUGCCCAGGGGGAAGAGGGGCAUGCUGAAAAUCAGCCCCAGCCCGACCUGGAAGAUGGGGGAGGGGCCGUAGUUGGGGGGACCUCCGAUCCCGUCCAGGGGAAAGGACGGUCGGGUUCCGAGGAAGAGGAUACUCGGGGUCCGGCCUCGAAGAAGCGCCGAGUGGAUGACCCUCAAGAUCAUGCUGAUGGUGAAGUGCAGGGCUCUGAGCCGGAGCGGGCAGUGCCCGUCACCGUGAUCGACGAGCUCGUGCUGACGGAGAGUGAUCAAAAGUACUUGGGUGAUCGGGAGCCUGCUGGGCUCCUUAAUUAUGUUCUCCGGGCCUCGCUCAAGACGACAUCUGCUGUCAGGUAUCUCCAGUUGUCGACCCUUCCUGAACUGGAGGAGCUCAGGGAGAAAACCGAUAAGGACGACCAGCUAAUAUCCUCCAUGAACAAGGAGUUGGAAGAGGGGUGCUCUGCUAUCGAAGAGCUAAACAAAUUGCUGGACAACCUGAAGCUCGAGAAUGAGCAGCUGAAGAAGAAGGUUCAGGACGGCGAUGCGGUUCGUGAAGAUCUGGAGGGGCGGCUGAAGUCUGCGGAGGGGAAGGCUGAGACCGGCGCAACUCGUUUGAAGGAGGUAGAGGCUGCUUUGUUGAAGGAACGAGAACAGAGUUCGGCCGUAAAGAAAGAGUUUGAGGCCAGGAUCGCCUCUCUGGAGGCUGACAAGAAAAAGCUGACGGCCACCGUGUCCAAGAUUAACAAGGCUUCUUUCAACAAUGCGGUGAGCCAGCUUACAGUUGUCAACCCGGGUUUGGAGACCGGUCCGGUCAGGUAUCGAAAGGUGGUCUCCGAAGGCCGGAUCGGGACCGUGGAUUCCAAUGGGAAAUUUACCCCAACCUUCCCGGAGGAGAAUGCACCCUGA
Lotus japonicus is the source of this 1557-nucleotide messenger RNA. RefSeq lists its product as uncharacterized. The record is from RefSeq and is a predicted model, not a curated record. Lineage: Eukaryota; Viridiplantae; Streptophyta; Magnoliopsida; Fabales; Fabaceae. The transcript has 4 exons. Bases 1 to 1557 code for a protein of 518 amino acids.